AAAAAAAAAAAAAGAUGCGACGACCACAAUUUCGGACGGCAUUGCCAAAAGCGCCGAGAAAGCUUUUCCGCCAGAACUAACACAGCCCCUCGCGCCUGCACUCCCUCCAUUCGGGGAAUUGUCUAGGCAUGGCUAGAUUUCGGGAUUCCAAGGGGCCGUCCCUCCCAUUAAGCCUUUUGCAGGAAAUUGGUGAAGACAACAAUGGCGACACUCACCGAAGAUCUCGACCCCAGCGUGGACCGAGGAACAACCACCGCAGGGCGGAGAAUGGCGCAAGGAGAACGGCCGGGUCGCGACCAGCGAGGAGGAACGACAGCAACGACGAAGAUGAGCCACGACGCGGGACCAGACCAACAAAAGCACUCAAGGAGGAGCCGAAAAAGGCAGCGCCCAUAACGAAGCGGAAGCGAGAGCCCGAAGUCGACGAGAGCGAGGAAGAAGAGGAGGACGAGCCCGGCAGCGAGGAUUGGGACGGCGACGACGCUUUCGACGAGGACGGCGGCGACGAAGACGAGCCCACAGUGUCCAAGAAAGUGCGCGAGAAGCUCGCGCAGGAGGACAAGGAAAUCGCCGAUCUCGAGAGGAAGCUGGGCCUGAAGGGGAAGAAGGGCCUGCCAAAGUCGUUCAAGGACGAUGGGCUGGGUGACCUGCUGGAGGACCUGGGCUCUGACGAUUCUGACGAGGAGAAGCAUGAGAGCAGAAAGAGGAAGGCAGAGGCGGACGAGUGGCUGGCCCAGAAGCGCCGCAAAGCUGCUGUUGCCCAGGCCAGUCAGGGCCGUGGCGACUCGGACCAGUCUAGCGAUGACGAAGGGGAUUUCGGCCUGGACAUGAGUGACGACGGCGAUGACGACGAUGGCAGCGACGACGGGGAUGAAGACGGCUUUGAGGGAUUCGACUCGGAGCCAGAAACAGCGCCGCCGCCACAGCCGAAGCGGGAGAAUCCCUACGUGGCGCCGACAACAGGGGGAACGGUGGCCAAAUACGUGCCCCCCUCGAUGAGGGCGCAGACAGGAUCCGACGCCGAGUUGACAUGGAGGAUACGGAGGCAGACUCAGGGUCUGGUAAACAGGCUGACAGACGCCAACCUUGUCUCGAUCCUGGGCGAGAUUGAGAAGCUGUACCGGGAGCACCCGAGACAGCACGUCACGUCGAUCCUGUCCGAUCUGAUACUAGUGCAGGUCUGCGACCCCUCCAGCCUCCCGGACACCCUGCUCAUCCUCAGCGCUGGUUUCGCUGCGGCCGCCUACAAGGUCAUCGGCAUGGACUUUGGCGCAUAUCUGGUGCAGAGCACAGUGGAGAGGUUCAAGGCGCACUACGAGAACGCCGUCGGCCGUGCCCGGGAUCAGCUGGAGCCCACCAAGGAGGCGUCCAACAUCAUGACGUUUCUGGCGCAGAUGUACAACUUCCAGAUGAUCGGCUGCACCUUGAUCUUCGACCACAUCCGCAUGCUCCUCAGCGAGCUCUCGGAGCUCAACGCCGAGCUUCUCCUCCGAAUCAUCCGCAUGUGUGGAACGGCGCUGCGUCAAGAUGACCCGAUGGCGCUAAAGGACAUCGUCGCCAUGAUCCGCCCGGCCAUGGAGCGGACGGGGGAACAGAACAUGUCUGUGCGGACAAAGUUUAUGAUCGAGACCAUCAACGACCUGAAAAACAACAAGAUGAAGGCCGGUGCGGUUGCCUCGGCUGUCGUCGCCGAGCACACUACACGAAUGAGGAGGCUGCUUGGCUCGUUGAGCUCCAGGAAGCUCAAGGCAACAGAGCCACUACGUAUGGGAUUGAAAGACAUCGAGGAGUCAGACAAGAGGGGCAAGUGGUGGCUCGUGGGCUCCAGCUGGGCCGGCGCCAACACGGUGAGCGGGCGGGCGGCGGGCGUCGGCACUGCCAAGGGUGGCGACCAAGACGGCGAGAGCGAAUCCGACGUGGACCUCGACAUCACAGGGGAGGGCGCAGCGCCGGACGUGACGGUGCUGGCCAGAGAGCAGAUGAUGAACACGGACGUGCGGCGGUCUAUAUUCGUGGCCAUCAUGUCGGCAACAGACUGCGAGGACGCGUACCACCGGCUGCUGAAGCUGCGGCUCAACAAGGAGCGGCAGCGCGAGAUAGCAAACGUGCUCGUCAAGUGCGCGGGGUCGGAGAAGCAGUACAACCCCUACUACGGACUGGUGGCCAGGCGGCUAUGCGCGGACCGGCGGGCACGGUGGGCGUUCCAGGACACGCUGUGGAAGCUCUUCCGGCGACUGGGCGAGUCCAUGUUUGGCGAGGCGGCCGAGGACGAGGACGAUGACGACGAGGCUGUGGACAUACGGCGCAUCGUCAACGUGGCCAAGCUAUACGGGUGGCUGCUGGCCGAGGGCGUCAUGGGCUUGGCAGUGCUCAAGUGCCUGAGCCUUGUGUACCUCAAGCCCAAGACCAGCAUGCUCAUCGAGGUGCUGCUGGUGACAGCCAUGCUGAACCAGCAGCAGCAGCAGCAGACAGACGACACGAUAGCCAAGAUGUUUACGAUGGCGGGCGAAGGAACCGAGGAUCUCGCGCGGGGCCUGCAGUACUUUGUCAGAAAGACGGUGCGCAAGUCGGACCUCGCGGGCAGCAAGGUAAACACCAAGCUGCUGCGGCGCAGAUGCAAGGUCGCCGAGCUGGCGCUGGAGAGAGGUCUGGUCGAGGGAGGGGAGGUGGCGGAAUGAUGAUAGUCUUGUAGAUACGUGCUGAUUCGCCGAGGCGCCACUGCCGGAACGGGUACAUAAAAAAAAGCGGCUACAGUCGCCUUGAACCGGAAGUGACGUCGGGAUCGCACGGGCGGAGUGCGGGUCGAUCGGAAGGAAGCAGGGGCGAUUUACCCAUGGUUAACAAAUUUGGCGCCACAUUUGUCAGGCACCCAUUUUGCUUUCCCCAACGGCGGAAAGCCUUGUCCCAAAAAAAAAAUACGCCCUGGCCCGCAAGGAAGCUCUCCUUGAGCCGCCCACUGACAAAAGCCCGCGCAAAGAAGU
This is a messenger RNA of Gaeumannomyces tritici R3-111a-1, 2981 nucleotides long. RefSeq lists its product as hypothetical. Gene Ontology annotation, cellular component: nucleolus. NCBI's taxonomy places the organism in Eukaryota, Fungi, Ascomycota, Sordariomycetes, Magnaporthales, Magnaporthaceae. Gene Ontology annotation, molecular function: RNA binding; protein binding. The record is from RefSeq and is a predicted model, not a curated record. Bases 129 to 2678 code for a protein of 849 amino acids. Gene Ontology annotation, biological process: ribosomal small subunit biogenesis. The transcript is spliced from 2 exons.